AUGCAUGGGGACAUGGUUCCAUGACUUCCGGUGAUGGAUGAGAGAGCCAUCACCUUGGAUAUUGUUUCAUUCCUUCUGUGCCUGGUGGGCUUGGUGAGCAGCGGCUUGAUCACUGUGGCACUGGGCGUGCAGUGGUUGCUAGGGAGAGCACUGUCACCUCGUGAUAAGUCACUGCUCAGCCUGGGGGCCUCCCGCUUCUGUCUGCAGUGGGUGGUGAUCGGUGAGAGAUUUGUUUUCCUGUGUCCGAAGGCCACUCUGUGCAACCCUGUACUCCAGUUCUUAGCCUUCUGGUGGGACUUCUUAAAUGCUGCCACCUUCUGGUUUUCCAGCUGGCUCAGUGUCUUCUACUGUAUGAAAAUUGCAACCCUCACUCACCUGGUCUUCCUCCGGCUCAAGCAGAAGGUGUCUGGGCUGGUUCCAUGGAUGCUGCUCAGCUCUGUGGGGCUCUCCACCUUGAGCACCAUCUUAUUUUUCAUAGGCAACCAAAGCAUAUAUCAGAAGUACUUCAGGAGAGGUCUGCAGUCUCGGAAUGUCACGGAGGACACUAUUAGGAGAACAUACGAGAAAUUCUACUUCUUCCCUCUAAAAAUUGUUGCCUGGACAGUCCCUACCAUUGUCUUCCUCUCUGGCAUGGUUUUGCUCAUCACAUCUCUGGGAAGGCAUGCCAAGAAGACCUUCCUGUCUAUCUCAGGCUCUUACGACCCCAGUGCCCCGCACAUCAAGGCUCUCCUCGUUCGAAACUCCUUUGCCAUUCUCUUCACCACCUCUUUUCUGUCACUGGUGCUCAGCGUGGCAGGUGUUUUGCCAUCUCAGGAACUGAAGUGGAAGGAGGUGGUGGUUUAUCUGUGCACAGCAGUCCACCCCGUCAUCCUGCUGGUGAGCAACCGCAGACUGAGAGCCGAGCUGGGGAGGGGCCACUUGAGGGGGGGUAUCUUGAGUUGCAAGAGAUGA
This is a messenger RNA of Artibeus jamaicensis (Jamaican fruit-eating bat), 951 nucleotides long. It is a transcript of the gene TAS2R60, whose product is annotated as taste 2 receptor member 60. Lineage: Eukaryota; Metazoa; Chordata; Mammalia; Chiroptera; Phyllostomidae. Gene Ontology annotation, biological process: G protein-coupled receptor signaling pathway; detection of chemical stimulus involved in sensory perception of bitter taste; sensory perception of taste. Gene Ontology annotation, cellular component: membrane. Gene Ontology annotation, molecular function: bitter taste receptor activity; G protein-coupled receptor activity. The record is from RefSeq and is a predicted model, not a curated record.